Molecule: messenger RNA, 1765 nt
Organism: Cicer arietinum (chickpea)
Lineage: Eukaryota; Viridiplantae; Streptophyta; Magnoliopsida; Fabales; Fabaceae
Product: cytochrome b561 and DOMON domain-containing protein At3g61750
Source: RefSeq, a predicted model, not a curated record
AUUUCCUCUCUUAUUCUUCAAUUUUGUAAACAUCAUUGUUCCUAUCCUUGGAUCACAGAGGAUCCAGUCUAUGAAUGGCAAAGCUAAUAAGAUCUUUGGCUCAUCUAUGGCCAUCUUUUAUCAAGAUAUGUAUGCUGAAUCUUGUCCUCAACUUCAACAAGAUCAUUGUAUUAGCAGAUGACAAUGGAAAAAGUGAUUUUACAUCAUUUGAAAGUACUUGCAAGAAUACAAACUAUCAACUUUUUCUUCCUCCACCAUAUCAGAAUAUAUCCUCUACAAUAUGUAAACCUGUUUGGAACACAUAUGAAUUGAGGUACACAAAAAAGGAUGAUAUCACAACUAUAAUACUAUCUGCACCCUAUACUAUUGGGUGGGUGGGGAUUGGAUUUUCAAGAGAUGGUAAGAUGAAUGGUUCAAGUGCAAUGGUGGGAUGGGUUAACAAACAUGGUCAUGCAAAAAUAAAGCAGUUUUAUCUAAGGGGUAUGAAAUCAUCAGAAGUGAUUGCAGACAAAGGUGAACUGCCUCUAAAUAAUGUGCCUGCUGCUGUAGCAACAAAUGGGGCUGACAUUUAUUUGGCAUUUCAGCUUCAAACAGCUAUUCCUUUUGGAAAGCAACCAGUUUUAUUGGCUUUUAGUACUAAGCAUCCACAUGAACACCACCUGUCAAAACAUGAUGACAAAACAACAAUUAUUUUUGAUUUUUCUUCUUCAGGUUCUAAGGGUCCAUCAUCCAAUGGUUUGAUUGAGAUGAGGAAGAAUCAUGGAAUAGUGGGUAUAAUUGGGUGGGGCUUAAUCCUGCCAGUAGGGGCAAUUGUUGCAAGGUACUUCAAACAUAAGGAACCACUUUGGUUCUAUCUACAUUCAGUGAUUCAAUUUAUAGGAUUUGCAUUUGGGCUUGUAACUGUCCUUCUUGGAUUACAACUCUACUCCAAAAUGCAUGUCCAUAUACCAGCUCAUAGAGGAAUAGGCAUUUUUGUCCUUGUGCUAAGUAUUCUUCAGAUAUUGGCAUUCUUAUUGAGACCAAAUAAAGAUUCCAAGAUCCGAAAAAUUUGGAAUUUGUAUCAUGGCUGGUUUGGAAGACUGGCACUAUUCUUUGCAGCUUUGAACAUAGUGCUGGGAAUGCAAGCUGCAGGAGCAGGGAAUGAUUGGAAGACAAGCUAUGGAUUCCUUGUUAGUAUUAAUAUUGUUGCAGUUAUUGUUCUAGAAAUUUUGGCAUAUUUUAAAAGAUCAGAGAAGCGUUCUCUUCCUCAUAGUUUCCAAAUGGACCCAAUUGAAGAACCAACCUUUCCAACUAAUAAUAAUCUACCAAAAGGGUGAAUGUGAUGGCUCCUAGUUUUGCACUUGUGUAAACUCAUCCUUAUGGAAAUAUGUAGAUAUCUAUAGCCACCUAGAAGUUUGCCAAGAAGGACAAUCCUAACCCUGGCUUCCUCACAUGAACUUGAGAUUGAACUUUUUUUUUUUUUCAUUUGAGUUUCUGCUGCUGAUUGAUCGGGUGCAAUGUCAUUUUUUACAUCUACACUUUGUUGUUUUUUUUUUUCUGUACAAAAGAAAUGUUUUUGAAAUUUCAAAAUCAUAUUGGUGAGUGAUCAUGUUUUGAUCAAAAGAGCAUAUUCAUACAUGGAUCCUUCACAUAAUGCUCAAGCAAUUCCUUCUUAUUCUGAGCAUGUGUUUGGAACUACAUUUGCUUGCAAGUCAUUUUUCGCAUUCCUGUACAUUCUUGAUGUGGUAUAAUAUAUAAAAGCUACAAUAUUAAACUUCCACGUUGA